AGAAGAUCAACUUGUUCCCGCCCUAGUACCAGCGGGUUUUGGUCCUGGUCGUGUUCCUCGGAAUCAGAUCGUUGAUUCUCUGCUCCAUGAGCCAGGGGAGCCUGCUGACGAGCUCCACGACAAUAUUUACGAGCUCGAAAACGCUCUAGAGGAACAUGUAAUGCGACGUAGAAGACUGCAAGGACAGUUCGGCAGGGAUGGAGAGGCACCGGCACCCAUACUGAGUCCUUCAUCAGCGCCUUGGUCUCUUAUGGGUCAGUCUUAG
Messenger RNA from Amoebophrya sp. A25, 265 nucleotides. NCBI's taxonomy places the organism in Eukaryota, Dinophyceae, Syndiniales, Amoebophryaceae. The record is from the annotation of a GenBank genome assembly.